Oryzias melastigma (Indian medaka) is the source of this 1559-nucleotide messenger RNA. RefSeq names its product G protein pathway suppressor 2 (gene gps2). The transcript has 11 exons. Gene Ontology annotation, biological process: regulation of transcription by RNA polymerase II. Gene Ontology annotation, molecular function: transcription coregulator activity. Gene Ontology annotation, cellular component: transcription regulator complex. Lineage: Eukaryota; Metazoa; Chordata; Actinopteri; Beloniformes; Adrianichthyidae. Bases 191 to 1177 code for a protein of 328 amino acids. The record is from RefSeq and is a predicted model, not a curated record.
CCCGUCUCAUUUCACCGGAAGUACAACCUUUUCACCCGGUCCCAAUUCCGAAAAACCUCUGUUUAUAUUUGCGGCCGAAGUUUUGCCGGAUAAAAGCAAAAAAGGUAGAAAACAGAAAAAGCGAAUCGGUCUGAUUCUUUAAAAAACGGAAACAUAAGCGAUAAAACUGGCCCCUCCGCUACCCGUGACCAUGCCCGCCUUGUUGGAGAGACCAAAACUGUCCAACGCGAUGGCCAGAGCCCUCCACAAACACAUCAUGAGGGAGAGGGAGCGCAAAAGACAAGAGGAGGAGGAGGUGGAUAAAAUGAUGGAGCAGAAGCUGAAGGAGGAGGAGGAGAGGAAGAGGACCAAAGAAAUAGAGGAGAGGAUGUCAUUAGAGGAAACCAAAGAACAGGUGAUGAAAAUGGGAGAAAAACUUCAGGGGCUUCAAGAAGAAAAGCAUCAGCUGUUCCUGCAGCUCAAAAAAGUUCUCCAUGAGGAGGAGAAGAGGCGCAGAAAGGAGCAGAGUGAUAUAACAACGCUGACAUCCGCCAGUUACCAGCAGAGUCUGCCCAUGCAUACAGGACAGCACCUCCUUAAUAUUCAAGGAAGUCCAGUGAGCCACAGUCGACCUGGAGCACUGCUUGGAGAAAGAAGCAAACAGUUGUUUACAACAGCUGUGAUCCCUGGACGGCAUUAUCAAACGCCUGGAUUCAGCUCUGGUACAGCAGAACACGGACAGUUCAGUGGAGGACAGGGAGUCCACGAGCCGUACGGCGUCGCUCAGGCUCAGCAUCCGUCCAGUUACGCUCCAGGACCGUCGGUGCCUGCAAGUUUUGCCAGCAGCUCUCAGAUCAGAGGUGCGUCUGCAUUUCAAGCCAUGCCUUAUCUCCCUCACCAGCAGGCGGGUUACCCCGUUCACGGUCACUUCACCUCCCAGCCAGGUUACAUCCCUGGAGCCUCCAUUCCCCUGCAGAAGCAGCUGGAACACGCCAACCAGCAGUCGGGCUUCACCGACGCAGGAGGUCUGAGGCCCAUGCACCCCUCUGCCAUUCACGCCUCUGCUCCAGGCCUGCUGCCCACCCCCAUGAUCCCCACCGCAAAGGCCCCUUUCCAGAGCUCUCCACAAGGCGCUCCCCGUCACAGCUUCCACCCCCACAGCCAGAGCGGGCAAAGGUUUUACCAUCAUGGCAAGUAACUCAGCUGUUGAAGACCUGAACGGAAGCUACGUCCGAGUCGCUCACGGCUCUUUAUCUUUUGUUUGUUGGAUUGUUUCUUUUGGUCACUUUGUGUUUGAUUCCUUGUACAGUGACUUUUAUUCUGUCCCUUAAAUGUACAUCUGUGAAGUUACUAAAACUGUAAAAUAGGUCGAUUUACAAACACGCUGAGAGCAGAUGAGGGGUUCUGAGUAUAGAUGGACUCCAUGGUGGUCCACACACUCGAGAUUUUCAUUGGAAAUGAGUCCAACCCUCAACACAUUCUUUACAUUAUGGUGAUUUAUACUGUAAUCUGUGGAUCAAAUCAGCUGUUUUCUGGUCUGACGCAUCAAUAAAAACUCCCUGAAUUCAACCAGUAAAAAA